AUAUAACCUCAAAACCUGGUAAAACAUGUCAACAAGUUAUGUGUUUUCCCAUAAUUUGUUGCUUCUGAGACAUCUUUUGUUCUAAGUAUAAAGAAAAAUCGACAUUAAAAACAAUGCCGUCAGUGUUUGACACGUGGUUUGACUAAUUUACCCAGGUUUUGAGGUUAUAUUCUCAUUGUAAUAAUUCGCGCAUGUGCCGGUCUCGCGCAGCAGGAAGUACGUUUCGUGCGUGCCCUCCUAUCAUUUUGAAGGAAUUCAUAAAAAAGAAGACAAGAGUUCGUCCAUUGACUGAGGAUAUAGGUAUAUCAGUCAACGGGAUCGUAUCCGAGAACCAGGGUAUAGGAAUUAACGGACGUCUACCAUGGCGAUUAAAGAAGGAGAUGGCGUAUUUUACACGUUUAACAACAGAGACUAAGGACCCAUCUAAAAAGAAUGUCGUAAUUAUGGGACGAAGAACGUGGGAUGUUAUGCCAAAAAAAUACAGGCCUCUGAGCAACAGAAUUAAUGUCGUACUGACCAGCAAAGAUCUAAUUCUAGGAGACGAAGCACUUGUGUGCAAAAGUUUUCCUGACGCUUUGGAAAAGUUAUCCAAGAUCCCACUGACUGACAAAAUUGAAAGAAUCUGGGUUAUUGGCGGCAGUUCUGUUUAUAAGGCUGCAAUGGAAUUGCCAAACUUUCACAGACUGUACUUGACUCUGGUGAGGAAGUACUUUGAAUGCGAUACAUACUUCCCACCUAUCAGCAACGAAUUUCAUUUAGUGAAAGACCCUGAAGUACCAGAGGGGAUUCAAGAAGAAAAUGGACUGCAGUACGAAUUUAAAGUUUAUGAAAAAGCCUGACAACAAUCUUUAUAGUUUGAAUUCACCGCAAUAAAUUACUUUUAUUAUAGAAAGGAAUUUGAUGAAUUUAUUUUAUCACAUCGGAUCUGCAGUCACGAGUACUUUCGUAUCAAGAUUGCCGUAGGAGAUAACAUACGACGAUACUCUCAGGGUACACGGAGUCCGAAACUAUACAAUGAAUUGAUUAACUCUUUAUUUCCAAAAGUUUAUACCACAGAAUUUUAUAAGCUUUAUCUUUGCCAUAUACCAAAAGUGCCGAACGCUUUCGGUAUCACGAAUCGAUGACAUAAAGGUGUUUAACCCGGAGGCCAUUCCAUUUGCCUGCCACCAAGUACAUGGAUAUGCAAGUGGUAGACGGAUUGAGCUCCAUCUUUCCCAUUGUUGACCACCAAGCGGAAACCGUUGCCCAAGCCUUGCUGACUAGCAACGGUCUGCGCAACGAACAUCAAAUGACCUAGGAGUGGUUUAUCGGUCUCCUCGGCAAGAGACAGCAGUGCUAUUGGUUUUCU
Neodiprion virginianus is the source of this 1348-nucleotide messenger RNA. RefSeq names its product dihydrofolate reductase (gene Dhfr). Bases 192 to 839 code for a protein of 215 amino acids. Gene Ontology annotation, cellular component: mitochondrion. Gene Ontology annotation, molecular function: NADP binding; dihydrofolate reductase activity. NCBI's taxonomy places the organism in Eukaryota, Metazoa, Arthropoda, Insecta, Hymenoptera, Diprionidae. The transcript has 6 exons. Gene Ontology annotation, biological process: dihydrofolate metabolic process; folic acid metabolic process; tetrahydrofolate biosynthetic process. The record is from RefSeq and is a predicted model, not a curated record.